This is a messenger RNA of Dreissena polymorpha, 546 nucleotides long. RefSeq lists its product as uncharacterized. Bases 1 to 546 code for a protein of 181 amino acids. The record is from RefSeq and is a predicted model, not a curated record. The transcript has 2 exons. Lineage: Eukaryota; Metazoa; Mollusca; Bivalvia; Myida; Dreissenidae.
AUGUGGAUGUGGUACAGUGUGGGAUGGAAGGCAUCAGACAGUGUGGGUGUGGAACAGUGUGGGGUGGAAGGCAUCAGACAGUGCGGGUGUGGAACAGUGUGUGGUGGAAGGCAUCAGACAGUGUUGUUGUUGUACAGUGUGGGAUGGAAGGCAUCAGACAAUGUGGGUGUGUGUGGGAUGGAAGGCAUCAGACAGUGUGGGUGUGGUACAGUGUGGAAUGGAAGGCAUCAAACAGUGUGGGUGUGGUACAGUGUGGGAUGGAAGGCAUCAGACAGUGUGGGUGUGGUACAGUGUGGAAUGGAAGGCAUUAGACAGUGUGGGUGUGGUACAGUGUGGGUGUGGUACAGUGUGGGGUGGAAGUCAUCAUACAUUGUGGGUGUGGCACAGUAUGGGGUGAAGUCAUCAGACAGCGUGGGUGUGGUACAGUGUGGGAUGAAAGGCAUCAGACAGCGUGGGUGUGGUACAGUGUGGGAUGGAAGGCAUCAGACAAUGUGGGUGUGGUACAGUGUGGGAUGGAAGGCACCAGACAAUGUGGGUGUUGUAUAG